AUCAAAUAUGAUUAAAUCUACGAAGGGCGCAACAUUGAGAUGCUGUCAGGACAAACAUCGCGCACAUCUGGUGUCUUCAGCACUUAUUUCAUCUGAUUCUUCUCUUGUGUGGACGGGAAUAUUCACUGCACAAGAAGCUCAGAACCCAGAAAACACUGCUUUGGCUAUUUACAACAUCAGUGACAUCAAUCUAGGAGGGAUUCCUGCAGAGUUUACAUGUCAUCCACCAUGUACCAAGAAUGAACAAACUAUAUCUGAACAUGCUGUGGUAUUCAAGCACAAUUCAAUGACAGCUGUAGCAGCAGAAAAGAAAGAAUCCUGGAUUGUGCUCUACAUUGGAACUGCAAAUGGCCAGCUUAUAAAGCUCGUGUUAGAUGAGGCUUCAAGAUUCCACUGUUCAAAGUUGCUGUACAAAUCUGGCAGAGACAAUACAGUGUUUCCUAGAAUGUACUUCAAACCAGACCAUAAAUACAUCUACAUUGCAUUUAAAAAUCAAAUAAGGCAAGUGUCAGUGACUCAGUGUGGUACUUACAGCACUUUGAAAGACUGCAUUGUCAGCAAUGAUCCUUUCUGUGGUUGGUGUGUGAAACUAAACAGAUGCUCCACUGAGAACUAUUGUAAAGAUUCUCCUUGGCUCUCUGUUCCUAAAGAUUCUUUGAUGAAAGAGCUAAGCUCGUUUUUAGUGACCAUGACUCAUGAAAAGGUUAUUCUAAAUCUUCACCUGAACCUGAAGGCCACGGAACAUCCUCCCUUAACAUGUUAUUUUAAGAUAGGAAAUAAGGAACUGUGUGAUGGGAAUGGUUCUACUGCAGUCUUUCCCAAAUGCUCCUGCAGUUUCUCCAGACAACACGUGUCUCCUGAUGGACAUGCAGUUAGAGUAAAACUGACUAUCGGAGCUCAGACCCUCACAGAGAACCUGACAUUAAGAAACUGCCCAAAGAUCAAUAACACAUCACCUUUUGCGCGGUGUGCAGCCUGUGCCUCAGCUGGGUGUCAGUGGUUCCCCAGUAACCAGACAUGCUCCUGGUCUGCUGUAUCCUCACCACACAUUGACAUGCAGGAGAUUUGUGAGGAAAAGUAUUUUGAGAGAGACUACAUGCCAGAGAUCUUCUUCAUACACGUUAAGGAAGUCUCUCUAAAUGGCAUAAGCAAUGCAGUGAUAAAAGGAAAAAAUCUGGAACUGGUUGAAAGAAUUCGCUUCCAAGGCUUAAUGGAUUGCCGUCUAAAUGAGGUUCCAGUGUUGGCGCGCUCUAAUGACACUUUGAGUUUUCAUAUUCCAAGUGGAAAUAAAGAAACUGUAAGAGUCUGUGUGGUGACAGGUGAUAAACGUUGUCAUAGCAAUGCCGCUAUCACUUAUGUGGAUGCAGAGUUUGGUUGCUUCUGUUUGAGAAAAGAGAAUUCAAGGUCAAAGUGUCUAACAUCCACCUAAUCAAGGUGCCUAUAUGACCAUCAAAUGCUUCUGACUUUUUGAUUACUGCAACACAAUCAAACAGUUCAGGGUAUCAUGAUUGGUUAUAAAAGGAGAAUCUACUAAAGGCUCAAUCUUUUCAAGCAAAGAUUACAAGUGGCUUACAACUUUGUGCCAAACCUAGUGAGAGAAUUGUCAAUCAGUUUAAAAAGAACUUCCUCAGUGUAAGAUUGCAAAUAAUUUAGUCUUUUACCAUUUCUUGUAAUAAUAGUUCAAUCACCAUAAUAUUUUUCACCAUGUUGUAAUAAGACAGGGAAUUCAGAGAAUUCUUGGUCUAUGUUGGUAAGGUUAGUAACCACUGUUGAAUGUGCGUGGUCUUCAUAAGAAACUGUCAUGCUGCUGUGAUAAGUACAGCCAAGGGCCUCAUUCUGCGUGAGCUACAAUAGUGUGGCUUUGUGGACACAAAGUUUUUGUGCGUGACUAGCCUGCCUGCAGUCCAGAUGUAUAUUUUCUUGAAAAUGUAUGGCAAUCCUGAAGAGAGAAAUAAGAUUACAGACAGUUCAGCAGUUAAAGUCUAUGGCUUGAUGUGAAUGGCUAUGGUAGCUUGUCAUAUUGUGACAUACAGUUCUUAUUUUUGCAGAGGACUAAAUAUUUUGUGGUCUUAUGAGGCGGAAAUGAAACUUUUUGAAGCAAAACAGUAUGCACUAUAUCUGGCAAAAACUCUAGCAGAAGACCAAGAGCAUGAACCAAAAAACAAAUACCGCAUUUGCACUAUUGCCUUACUUGAAUGUGAAACCUGCAGUCUAUCUGGCUCAUUUCAAUCUUUUAAACCACCCAGAGCUAACUACUAUUUGAAUAUUUACACCUACUGCCCAAAGGGCAAACAGAAUAGACACAAAGAGUGUUUCGCAAUAAUUCUGCAUUAAAUUUGAGGAGAUCCUAGUAAAGAUAACAUAAGGUUAUUCAUAAAACAUCUUAACCCUUAAAAAAGUGAAUAACACUGAAUUUAAAAACGCUUUAGAGUAGAUUGUGCAGGAGUAAUGCCAUAGUGUGCACAAAAAUGACAUAGUGCCAGAAAUGAAAGUCUUCAGAACUAACUCUGAGAUAUUUGACAAAUGGGAAAAUGCAACAAUGCCGAAGUGAUGACCCGCGUCUGCCCCAACCUUCCAUCAGUACAGCAUUUCAUAAUGUGAAUCACAGUUCAUUUAAUUUCCACAUUGACACCUUGCAGUAAUCACAGUAACUGAAAAGAGCAAAGUCAUUUUCUCCUUCUAAUGUCAAAUUGUUCAUUCAUUCAUUAAUUUAUUCAUUCAUUUACUGUCUGUUUUAUCACCGCUUCAUCCUAGUCAGGGCCAUGUUCGCCCCGUUUCAUCAGGCAAAAUAUCAAAUACAAAAAUUACCAGCAUGUUAAAUAAACUGUAAAUAAAAUAAAGCAAAUGAAUGUGUGU
Trichomycterus rosablanca is the source of this 2856-nucleotide messenger RNA. Its product is annotated as plexin-C1-like. Gene Ontology annotation, biological process: positive regulation of axonogenesis; regulation of GTPase activity; semaphorin-plexin signaling pathway involved in axon guidance. The record is from RefSeq and is a predicted model, not a curated record. The transcript is spliced from 11 exons. Gene Ontology annotation, molecular function: protein binding; semaphorin receptor activity. The coding region runs from base 8 to 1429 and encodes 473 amino acids. Lineage: Eukaryota; Metazoa; Chordata; Actinopteri; Siluriformes; Trichomycteridae. Gene Ontology annotation, cellular component: plasma membrane; semaphorin receptor complex.